Psilocybe cubensis is the source of this 300-nucleotide messenger RNA. RefSeq lists its product as uncharacterized. The record is from RefSeq and is a predicted model, not a curated record. The transcript has 3 exons. NCBI's taxonomy places the organism in Eukaryota, Fungi, Basidiomycota, Agaricomycetes, Agaricales, Agrocybaceae. Bases 1 to 300 code for a protein of 99 amino acids.
AUGUCUACGAAUAUCCAUCCUACACCAAAAAAAAUGGAAGGACCUGGCGAAGAUUUUAGGCCACCAUGGGUUUAUGUCGGGUCCGGUCUGGUUUCCUGGGCUGUUAUUCCGGGCAUUGUUCUUUACUCCGUAUUCCUUUAUGAUUUCGGGGACCAAGAGCAUGUAUUUCAGGCUCCAAGAAGAUGGGCUCGGAGAAAGAUAAAUUCUUUCUUCACCCUUUCACCCGCAGAGGAGAAACUUUUACUGCUUGAUAACCAGCAGUCGAACCCCGCCGACACCGAGGAAACCAUCCAAGGAUAA